CUGAGUCAGUGUCACUUGCAAAAUUGCGAAUGUUUGUUGAUAUUCCGGUGAAUUUGUGCGUUUUCUGUGAAUAAUUUACGUCAUAAACAGUUGCUCCUGGAUUUUAUUUGGUCUUGCAAUUUGGCUUUGAUUAUUAUUACAAAUUGUUACGAUUGCAGCUACUCUUAUUUUACAAACAAAUGAUUUCUAUUUCAACUCAUUCUGAUUGCUCUCACGACUUUGUUGGUAAAGAACACCAUAUAAAUUCAAUAGCUAUUAUCUAGCGUAUUAUUGUUCACCUGUAACUAUUAAUAUCAGUUUACGAAAUGCGACGAAAUUCUUGUUUUAAUUGUGGCCUAUCGUCAUAUAGAGUUAAACGCUACAAGCUGGGAGAUAUUGCAACAGAAAUUCUUCAAAGACUACAGCAAUGGCAUCCAAAUUGUCCGUUAAUCUCUGAAGACUUUGUUUGCAACAAAUGCGUGAUUGCUGUACAAAAAAGUUUGGAUAAAACAGAGACAAGUCAACCACAGUUUGGUCACCAAAGAGUAUGCUUCCAGUGUGGCCGAUCUACAUUGAGAAUUAGGAGCAAUGCUCUUCCAAUAAAUUCCCCAGAAAGAUCUUUACUUGAAAGAAGAAUUGCUCCACGACAGCUUGCGCAAGAAGCUCGAGUAUGCUACGCUUGCUGGGUUGCUCUAAGGAGAAGUAUAAAAAGAGGUGCAAUUGCUGAUGCUAAUAGACAUGAUAAUAUAUAUGAAUAUGGUGCAUCAACCAGUGCUCAAGCUGCUGAGCAACCAGUGCCUAAGCAAGAAGAAGUUGUACCUAAGCAAGAAGAAACUGUACCACAGCAAGAAGAAAUAGUACCACAGCAAGAAAAAAUUGUACCGCAGCAAGAAGAAAUAGUGCCACAAGUUUCACCGUCAAUUUCAUAUGUCACAGAAAAAUCUAUUGUACCAGACAAAAUGGUAUUGCCCAAUUAUAGACGUGCAGCUGCAACCACUCGAUGGUGUUUCUAUCCAAACUGCAUACAUUCAGAAAGACUACGAGUGCCAAAAUCAAUUAGAUUAAGAAUGUUGUCUGAUUUCAAAAUAUAUAUUCCAACAACAGCCCGAAUAUGCACUGCACAUAUCAGAUGUUAUAAUUGGGAAGGCUUACAGGAUCAAAAUAACUUUAUCUCAACAUUCAAUGUGAAACAAAUUGAAAAUAUGUUAAAUCUUAUGAGUGAGCUGAGACACGGUUUUAAAUUAGACUUUGAGAAUAUUGAAGAAUGGAGCCCUCACUUGUGUCGGUAUUGGUUGGGUUAUACUCCAGAGGAAAUAUUGGAAUUAUUAAAUCAAUGUCCGUCGUUAACAUCAUUUCCUAAAGCAAAAACAAUGCUUUGCAUAUAUUUAUUGAAAUUACAAACAAGGGAUACGAAUUCUAGGCUAAGCUCUUUGCUUCAAAUCCCAGUUGCCACGCUGGUACGUUAUAUGAAAAAGGCUCGUCAGGUUUUGAGCAAUAGGUUUGCGCCUCAUCACCCAGAAUUGUAGGUCUACUAUAAUCCUAGAUGCUAUGGCUCCAUGAGGCUAUUUACGUUUGGAGCAAAAUUACAAUUGGGAAGGAUUCAGGAAUAUUAUCUAGUCAUAUUUAUGCCAGGUUUAUUUGGAAAUAACGAAAAAGCUACUGUGAUUGCAGAAUACGCCAUAUGUAAAAAAUAUUUAUUAUUUACCUAUAAUAAAGUAGAUAGGCGCCGUCUCCAUAAAAUAUAUUUUUUUUAACAUUAUCAAA
Helicoverpa armigera (cotton bollworm) is the source of this 1743-nucleotide messenger RNA. RefSeq lists its product as uncharacterized. The transcript is spliced from 4 exons. The record is from RefSeq and is a predicted model, not a curated record. The coding region runs from base 306 to 1505 and encodes 399 amino acids. Lineage: Eukaryota; Metazoa; Arthropoda; Insecta; Lepidoptera; Noctuidae.